Acaromyces ingoldii is the source of this 1202-nucleotide messenger RNA. RefSeq lists its product as hypothetical. The record is from RefSeq and is a predicted model, not a curated record. Gene Ontology annotation, molecular function: NAD binding. The transcript has a single exon. NCBI's taxonomy places the organism in Eukaryota, Fungi, Basidiomycota, Exobasidiomycetes, Exobasidiales, Cryptobasidiaceae. Bases 53 to 1174 code for a protein of 373 amino acids.
GAACAACUCGCUUCUUCUUCUUUUUAGUCUCUCCUUCCCACUGACUGCCACAAUGACUGUUGCCGCGGCCAGCAUGGCGAGAAAAGCAGCAGGCCUCCUCGUCACCGUCAGUCCGCGUCUCGACAAGGCCCUCAUUGCGCGUCUGGGCGAGGUGGCCGAGCGUGUGUAUUCCUACCCGGUCCUGGACAAGGCCCAGCCCACGGCCGAGGAGCUGGCGUCGAUCGACGUGGUCCUGUGCGACGUGCGGGGCCUUCCCAAGUACAUUACCGAUAUCGAGCGGCAGUGCCCUCGCCUCAAACUGGUCCAGGCGAGCAACUCGGGCGUGACAAACAUCGUCCAGGGCCCAGGCUACCUGGGCGCGUCUCCCGGCGUGCGCCAGUCGCUGACGAUCUGCAACGCCAGCGGCCUCCAUGUCAUUACCAUCCCCCCUUACGUGCUGACGACGAUCCACAUGAUCUACCUCCGCCUCAACGAGCAGCACAUCAACGCACAGGUCCAUGGCAAGUGGGUCGACCAGCUUCCGGACCUGUAUGGAAAGCCGUAUGCAGGGCGCACCAUUCGCGGCCGGACAGUCGGCCUGCUCGGCUAUGGCCACCUCGGAAGAGAGACGGCGCGGCUGCUCAAAGCGUACGGCGCACACGUCAUCGCGGCAAACACACGGGGGACACGCAGCACAGACACGGGCUAUGUCGUCCCUGGCACCGGCGACGCAGACGCGACGCUGCCCGAGGACAUGUACAGCACCUCGGACGAGGCCAGCCUGGCCGCCUUUCUUGCGCGGUGCGACGUCCUCGUGUCGAGCCUGCCGUCGACGCCCAAGACGCGCAAUCUCCUGACACGGCAACGCCUUGCGCUGCUCCCGCGCAAUGCGGUUCUUGUCAAUGUAGGCCGGGGUGACGUGGUGCGCACAGAAGACAUCCUCUGGGCCCUCGAUCGGCCGCUCGACGAUGGCAACGGGCCUCUGCUGGGCGCUAUCGUAGAUGUGACAGAACCCGAGCCCCUCGAGGACGGCCAUCCGCUGUUCACACACCCACGGGCCAUUGUCACUCCGCAUCUCGCCGGUGACUCUGAAGGCGAGCUGGAGACGGCAAGCGACAUUUGCUACAACAAUGUUAUGCGCCUCUUGAGCGGAGACAAGCUCCUCAAUGUAGUUGAUGUAGAAAAGGGCUAUUAAUGAAAACAAGUUGCACAGCGUCUUCCAU